This is a messenger RNA of Periophthalmus magnuspinnatus, 2633 nucleotides long. RefSeq names its product F-box and WD repeat domain containing 9 (gene fbxw9). Lineage: Eukaryota; Metazoa; Chordata; Actinopteri; Gobiiformes; Gobiidae. Gene Ontology annotation, cellular component: cytoplasm; nucleus. The transcript is spliced from 7 exons. Gene Ontology annotation, molecular function: ubiquitin binding. The record is from RefSeq and is a predicted model, not a curated record. Bases 446 to 2071 code for a protein of 541 amino acids. Gene Ontology annotation, biological process: proteasome-mediated ubiquitin-dependent protein catabolic process; ubiquitin recycling.
GUAUAGCGGAAGUGUGCGAAGUCCGCUUAUGAAUGACAGUUUCAGCUUCUGUUUUACUGUGACAUGAGGUAGAUUUAAAAAAACAAAACAAAACGUUAAGUUUAUUAUAACUUUAGUUUUAGUGUGGGGUUUUGAGGGGUAGGUGAGCUUGUUUCUGUGUUGUUAUCAUAGACUGUUAUGUGCAAAGCUAAAGAUAACAAACUGCUCUGUCUUUUCAAAGCUUAGCGUUUGAAAGCUUUCGUCUACGUAUUUUAUAGAUUGUAGCUAAUUCCAGGUGAGGAUAGAAGGCAGCUUGCCCCUGCUCGAGAGCGGCGUGAUCUACUUGAACCAUUGAAACUGAAAGUGGCGAGCCAGAUCUGUACGGGGAUGACAACACAGUAGUAACGUUAAUGCUUGAUGUGAGUUAACAAAUUUGUGGAGUCGGUGCCUUGUACAUCUCUAUGACAUGGAAGGUGAAAAAGAUGAUAACCAGCUACACGAAGAGGGUUCUGUAAACACCAACUGUCUGGAUGGGGCUUUGUCAGAUGAACACUCUUCAAUAGAUGCUAGUCCAUCAUCUUUGGGAGCUACAGGCUUGUUGUCGUUACCAUGGGAAAUGGUAACUCACAUUGCCUCUCACCUCCCUGCUCAAUGUGUCAUCACUGUCCUGCCCAAGGUGUGUCAUGCCUUAAGUAAUGUGGGCAAAGACAAUACUGCAUGGCAAAUCCGUGCACGUAGACUCACUGGCUCACGAGCAAUCUUUCCUGUUGGGCCAAAGGAGGACUUUGAUUGGCCUACAGCUUGUCUAGAGAUGGAACAGUUGAUUGCUCUUUGGAUGAAUCAAGCACAUAUUGUAGCCAAAAAAAGUCAAGAACAAGUAAAUGAAGGAGAAAGACAGGUUGAGGAACAGGGCGCUGUCUUACAGGAAGGCAUUGAAGUAGAUGGGGUGGAGGGGGUUGGCGUGGAAGGACAGGAGGUGGCGUACGGGGUGGACGAAGGUUUGGAGGUAGCUCUGGAGGGCGCCAAUGAAGAGAUGCCAGAGAACCAACUUGACGAGGGAGCAGCUUUAAUGAACGAGGAAAGAAAUUUGGGACAAGAUGAAGAUAUGAAUAAUCAGGAAAACAUAGAUCCGAGACUUUUAGGAAAUGAACGACUUUUAGAAAGAGAGACUAAACCUGCUAGAAGUCCGAGCCCAUCACCAGCUUUAGAAUGCAUCACUUUGCCAUCAGAUCACAUCGCCCAAAUUAACACUGUCCUCCUUGUGGGUGGUGAGGGGAAGUUCUGCGCUACCGGGUCCCGAGACUGGAAUGUUCAAUUGUGGAAUUUGGAAGCGGGGCCCUCUGGAGCACUUGUGCACACUUUGGGAGGACAAGGUCAUUUUAGUACUCAUAAAGGCUGGGUGUGGUGUCUUGCUUCCCAAGGUCCCUUGUUGGCAUCGGGAGGUUUUGACAGCACAGUGCGAUUAUGGGACCUCCCAACAGGUGGGGCAGAAAGAGGAACUAUAAAGACAGAUGCUCCUGUCCUCUGCCUGUCUUUUCAAGACAAUAUGUUACUGGCUGGGACAUUUGACAGGAAGGUCACCAUGUAUGAUCCCAGAGUGGCUGAACCUCUGGUGAAAAGCCUUCAUCUCCAUGGUAAUGCAGUAAUGUGUCUUGCUGCUGAUGACAGGUACAUCAUUUCGGGGAGUAAAGACUGCACUGUGGCUGUUUAUGACUGCAGGGUCGGAAAAGGCUUAAAGAAAAUUAGGCUAAAAACGUACCCACUUUCCAUGAGCUACAGUGGCAGUGAGGUGUGGGCUGGAGACAACAAAGGCAUGCUCCACACCUUUUCUAUGCAAGCAGGGGUUUUAAAACCUCUUUCUCAGUUUGAUGUGGGGCACACAGCUAUGGUCACUGGAAUCCACAGAUCACCCGGAAGCCUUUACACCUGCUCAGUGGACAGAACAGUGAAGGUUCACAUACCAUGUUCACCACCAAGAACACUGUGCACAUUGCAACAACAGACUGGAGUAAAUGGGUUGAGUGUGGAGGCCGGAGUCCUUGCUGUUGCCUCAGGAGAAACCUGUAUAGAAGUUUGGCGGCCCAGAAAAUGACAGCAGUAUAAAGCGGGUCAAAUGUUUAGUAUUUUCUGGUAUGAUGAAGCUGAAAAAGAAAUCAGCCCAGUACCUGAGAUAUAAAAGUAUAGACAAUAUUUAUGUUUGUAGCCAUUUCAAAUCAUAUAUUUUGGGGGAAAAUAAUCAAAAUCCUCCAUACAUAUCAGCCCAAAAUUAUCGACAAAGCUUAAUGGCCAUCGGUUGCUCUAGAUUUUAAAAAAUCGGUGUAGGCAUCAGCCAUGAAAGAACCCAUAUCGGUCAAUCUCUACUGCAUUUCUUCCUAGAAAAGUUUCAUCCUUUUUCAACUGUCACAAAAUAACCUAACCAUCUAACAACAACACUAGAUGCAUACUAAAAUGUUGUUCAUUCUUGUAUACAAAUAGCUUUAUGUCACUUUGCUAUGUGUGAUUUAAUAACCAAAAAGUUCAGUGGUAGUAGAAGUUGGUUCAGACUUAUUGUGCUUUGAAUAAAAAUCAGCUCUUGCAGUGUGUAUCAAUACUUUUAUGUUUGAAUAUGAAUUUUGUUUAUAAAUUAUUAAAAAAAGAAUAAAAGGAUAGAAUUG